AUGACAUUUGAUCGUAUUAGAUUUCUUUUGAUCAACGCAACAUUUACCUAUAAAUUUUUGAGAAUGUUCAAUCAAUUUAAUAAACUCAAAGAAUGCAUAACUUAUUUACUACUGACUUUUGUCUCUAUUUCAUCAUGGGUAGACAUUAACGCAAUAUUUGCGGAGUUAUCUCAAAUUGUUUUAACUCAACCAGAAGGCUGGAAAUUAGGAGCUCAUCUUGGUUUAGUUAUCAAUAUUGGUAAUAUUGCACCAUUUGCUCUUGUUAUUUUCAAAUGUAUUUUCGGUAAACAUCGUCUCAAUUUAAUACUAUUGAAUUAUAUUGUCAUUUUUAUCGGAAUGACGUCAUGUGUGUUACUUGUUUUCUUCUGGUCGAAUACAGUUUAUAUUCUACGAGAAAAUCGAAGUGUAUCUCUAUUUAUUCUAUCACUUUUUCUAUCAUUAGUCGAUUGUACAUCAAUGGUCACAUUAUCCGAUUAUAUGACUCAUUUUCAACCUAAAUUUACCAGUACUCUCUUCCUGGGCGAAAGUUUAUCAAUGAUUUUACCAAGUUUUCUAGCUAUUGCACAAGGUAAUGGUCGAUUAGAAUGUAUUUCAUUAUUUGAUAACAAUAAAACAUCAAAUUUUUCGACUAUUGCUGUUUAUAAAACAGCUCGAUUUUCAGUAUCAAUCUAUUUUCUUUGUAUAUUCUUUCUCCUUCUUAUGUCGUUUAUCUCCUUGAUAUUUCUACAAUGGACACAAGUUUCUAAGAAUUUUCGGCAAGUGUCAACAAAUGAAUCUUCAUUAUCAGAUGUGAAUAAAUUAGAUACAAUACAGGCUAUCAAUAUUUCAAACAACAGUGAAAAAUCAAAUGAAUACAUACUUACUACGGCUUCCUAUUAUCUCCUUUUAUUGGGUUGCCUUUAUGCGACUUCGGUUAUAUUUGGUGUAUUGCUUUCUAUAUCAACUUAUGUUUUGAUGCCAUAUGGACAUCAAAUAUUUUACUUGGGAACGAUUCUUUCUUCUUGGAUGCUUUCAAUCGUAUCCUUAUUUGGAGUAAAAAAGCCGUUUGUCGGCAAACGUUACUUACUAAUUAUGUUGUUAUUAGGUUCGGUAACAUUUAUUUUCGAUGUGUUCCUAUGCUUUAAAAGCCCUUGUCCACCAUUUGCAAAUACAAUAAAAGGAAGUGUUCUUGUACUUCUCAUUUGGUUGAGUACUUAUAUUUUUAUCGGUUAUCCUCGUCUUGUUAUGGCUAAUUAUCUUCGAAUACAUUCGCCAAAUGGGAUGUUUUGGUUUGGUGUUAGUAAUCAAGUUGGUGCUUUAAUUGGGUCUGUUGCUGCUUAUCUUCUUGUAGAGACUUUUUCACAAUUCAAAGAAAAAUUACCUUGUGAAUCGUUGCACUGUUAA
This is a messenger RNA of Rotaria sp. Silwood2, 1383 nucleotides long. The record is from the annotation of a GenBank genome assembly. NCBI's taxonomy places the organism in Eukaryota, Metazoa, Rotifera, Eurotatoria, Philodinida, Philodinidae.